AUGAUGCAGGCGGAGAUCCAGCAUCUACUGGACAUAGCGGCCAUAGAGCAAGUGCCCCGGGGUCAAGAAGGCAGGGGAUGCUACUCGAUCCUCUUUCUGGUUCCCAAAGCCUCGGGAGAGGUGAGAGCCAUACUGGACCUCAAGAAACUUAACAUCCACAUAGCAUACAAGCGCUUCAAGAUGCAAUCGUUCCAGAACAUCUUGGGUUGCAUCAGGCAGGGCGAUUUCCUGACUUCAAUCGACCUGAAGGAAGCGUAUCUGCAUGUACCCAUUCAUCCAGUGCAUCGCAAGUUCCUGAGGUUCCAGUUUGCAAACCAACAUUACCAAUACAAGGCUCUUCCCUUCGGCCCAUCAUCAGCCUCAAGGACUUUCACCAAACUCCUGGCUGCUGUCGCUGCACACCUCAGGACUCGUCCAGUGAGGAUCAUUUGUUACCUGGAUGACAUUCUGUUGAUGUCGGUGUCCAGACAGAGGGCAUGCCAGGAUCUCAACGCCACCAUUCAUGCACUACAGCAACACGAUUUCUCCGUUAAUCUGGAGAAGAGCCAUUUGGAGCCUACCUCCAGGAUUCAACACCUGGGCUCCAGAAUCUGUGAUCAGGAAGAUCCUGCUGGAGGGGGCCGAGGUACUGCUCGUUGCUUCGCACUGGCCAAGGAGGUCCUGGUUCACCGACCUUGUCAGUCUGUCAGUGACCAAGCAUUGGCUCAUUCCUCAAGAGUGGCACUUGAGGGGGAGCUCCUGAGGCAGGAUAACUUCUCUGACAAGGUCAUCCGCACCAUUCAGGAAAAUAUUUGGUGUAUUCCAUUGGCUCCUUUAUAUCAAAAUGCCUUUUUAAACAACACUUUUUUUCUCUCAUUUCAGGGAAACGAAGCAAGCUACCCACUGGAAAUGUGUUCACACUUUGAUGCAGAUGAGAUUAAACGAUUGGGGAAGAGAUUUAAGAAGCUUGACUUAGAUAACUCUGGUUCUUUAAGUGUGGAAGAAUUUAUGUCUUUGCCUGAGUUACAACAGAAUCCCUUGGUACAACGAGUAAUAGAUAUAUUUGAUACUGAUGGAAAUGGAGAAGUAGACUUCAAAGAAUUUAUAGAAGGAGUCUCCCAGUUCAGUGUCAAAGGUGACAAGGAGCAGAAGUUGAGGUUUGCCUUUCGCAUCUAUGACAUGGAUAAAGAUGGUUAUAUUUCCAAUGGGGAGCUUUUCCAGGUUUUGAAAAUGAUGGUUGGGAACAAUCUCAAAGAUACCCAGUUGCAGCAAAUUGUAGACAAAACCAUAAUAAAUGCAGAUAAAGAUGGUGAUGGAAGAAUAUCCUUUGAAGAGUUCUGUGCUGUUGUAGGAGGCCUAGAUAUUCACAAAAAGAUGGUGGUAGAUGUGUGACUCUUUAUGAUACUACCCAACACUUUUGCUUUCUUCUCCAUCUCUGAAGAUCUGCUCAAGACGUCCAGCAAUGCUCUCUGUGUAUUUAAAUGGAAGUAUUUUUCUCUGUGAAACCACAUUUUCCAACAUGAGCCUCAUGAAGCCAACUAAGUGUUGUUGAACUUUCAUUCUCUCAAUAACGCAAGUGUAGCACUUUAAAAGUCUGAAGGACAGCAAAAUGGAAAGAGCAUAUCAGUGUGGUGGAGAAAGGGAAGGGGGUUGUCUUUUUAAUUUAUUUUUCUCAACUUUUAUAACAAGAAAAUAUCUAUCUAUAUAUAUGUGUGUGUGUAUUUAUAUAUAGAUAUAUAUAUGUUGUGCUUUCUAUUUAGUAGUUAGGCAAGCUUUAAUUUAAUAUACUUGAUUUAGGCAUAAAACUAGAGUACAAAAGUGCCAAGCAGAUUAUUAUAUAGUACAACACAUAAGAUAUACAACUUUACUUUUAUGUCACACAGAUACACACAUGCAGGCAGAUAUACUUUAGAAGAAUAUAAUGUUUUAAUGGAUGUUAGGUCAACUUUUUCCUGUGACUGUUUCAGAUGUUUAUAUAUUGACUGGCUGAAAUAGCAUCAUUUCCUGUUAAUUUAUCUUAAUUACAUUUUUGUAUGACAGGAAUGUAGAUUAGUUUGUGUAUAUAUGUACACUAUUUAAUAGUAUGUGCAUGUAUAUGUACGUACACAUACUAUUUAUGGGUAUUAAAAUAGCAAUGCAUGUUAUAAAAAUUUAAUUGCCAAGAACUAGAUUGUAUGUGCAAAAAAUGCUUAUGGUCAUUUCAUAUUUUUUUCAUUUAACACAGUUGCAUAAAAUAAACCUAGUAAACAUUGGCUCUUUCCAUUUAGAUAAAACAGUUGUAAACACUUGUUUUUCAGUACUAAUCUUGAUACAAAAGAGUUUAGGAUCAUUCCCUAGGAUACCUUCUGCAAUGAGAUUACUAAACCUCUCAUGCCAUUAAAAUAUCUUCCAACUAUAUAGUUUCUCUAAAGCAUUUAAUAUACUAAUUUAAGUUGCAUAAAACCUGGUAAUAUUUUAUAUAUGUGUAUAUAGGUUUAUUACACGAGAAACAUUAACCUCUGCUAUAUGGAAGAGGUAAGGUUCACAUUCUUUUUUUUUAACGUCCUGAUCUUCAGUUGGAGAAUUUUUUUUCUAAAUUUGUUUUUAUCAUGACUUGUAAUUGACAGUAACUUUAUAUGUGUGAUAUAAAAGUAGCAAGGCAUGUUAUACAAUAUAUAAUUCUUUUUCUGCAAUGGUACUAUUGGAUAGAAGAAAAUUGUUAGAUUUUUAGGAUAGUACGCCCUUUCUUCUAGCAAUUUUUCUAUUUGAAAUGUUUUAUAAUUCGCAGUGGAAAGGCAGGUUGUUCAAACUUAAAUCAAUUGCCUCCCAGCCAGCCAUAGCUGUUCCUUCAAUUGAGUGCUGCACAUCAUGGGCUCUGUCUGUGAGAGAGAAAUCCAGGUGCUUGGUGUCCUUGCAUGACAUGAAGUUUUGCAUGUAGAUCGAUUUGAAAUGUUCCUCUUGUUUACAUGAUUUGCAUAAUUUAAAAAAGAUGUUGCCAAACUUUUGGUAAAUGUUAAAACAGAAAAUCUCCACUACAUGUAUCUUUCUUCCUCUGGAUCAGUAUGUGGAUUAUAAUCCCAACCAGUGGUUGUAUUUGUUCCAUUGUCAACUGCCAUGUGCUCUGCUUCAGGGGGAACUAGUCUUUUGUGAAUUUUUUUGUACAUAAAUAUUUGUUACAAAUAUUUUAGCAAUUGCUUUCUAUUUCUUAAGUGCUUGUGCAUAUCCUUCCUGGCAUAAUAGAAAAUAGUGCUAAUGUUACUUUCGUACUGGGGGAAUGAGCUUUUUUAGGUUGUGUGCAAAAAAAAAAGGGUUAUGUUGAAUGUUUAGAUUUUUCCUCUGCAUGCUAUACCAUACAUUGUUGGAAGUAUAGGAACCUUCAUAAUGUAUGAAUAAAAAUAAACUAUUUGAACUUUA
Messenger RNA from Thamnophis sirtalis, 3372 nucleotides. The record is from RefSeq and is a predicted model, not a curated record. NCBI's taxonomy places the organism in Eukaryota, Metazoa, Chordata, Lepidosauria, Squamata, Natricidae.